AUGUCUCAGUCUCAGUACGUAACCGAUGCUGAAACUACUACCGAGUCUUGCAAAGUCGCUAUAGACACACAUGGUAAUGUGUUCAAAGUGCCGGAUUAUACCAUCAAGGACAUUUUAAGUGCCAUUCCUCCAGAAUGCUAUAAUAGAAAGUUAGCUGUCUCGUUAUACUAUGUGUUCCGUGAUAUCGCUAUCAUGGCCGGUAUCGGUUACUUUGCCAAUGUCUUUGCUUAUCCAUACGUCAAAGAUCUACACGUUGCUGCAAGGUUUGUGUAUUGGGCAUUUUAUGGCUACGUUCAAGGUCUUUUCGGUACUGGUCUAUGGGUGUUAGCACACGAAUGUGGUCAUCAAGCCUUUUCUGAUUAUGGUGCUGUCAACGAUUUUGUGGGUUGGGUUUUGCACUCUUACUUGUUAGUGCCAUACUUUUCAUGGAAAUAUACCCACUCUAAGCAUCAUAAGGCUACCGGCCAUAUUACUAGAGAUAUGGUUUUCGUACCAAAGACAAAAGAAGAUUUCGUCAAGUCUCGUGGUAUUCUUGCUGACAUCGAUGAAUUCUCUGAAGACUCUCCAAUUAGAACUUUGAUAGAAUUACUUACUCAACAAUUGGGUGGUUGGAUCUACUAUUUGCUAACCAAUGUCACUGGUCAGCCUUAUCCAGACGUACCAAAAUGGAAAUGGAACCAUUUCUGGCCAAGUUCUCCUGUGUUCGACGAUAAAGACUACAUUUACAUUCUGCUAUCAGAUUUGGGUAUUCUGACACAAUCGUUGGUGUUGAAGAUAUGGUAUGAUAAAUUUGGCGGCUGGUCUGUUUUCAUUAACUGGUUUGUUCCAUACAUUUGGGUUAACCAUUGGUUAGUGUUCAUCACGUACUUGCAACACACAGAUGCCUCUAUGCCACAUUACGAGGCUGACCAAUGGUCCUUCGCUAAAGGUGCAGCUGCCACUAUUGAUAGACAAUUCGGAUUCAUUGGCCCUCAUAUCUUCCACGACAUUAUCGAAACACAUGUUCUGCACCACUACUGUUCCAGAAUUCCAUUCUACAACGCUAGACCUGCUUCAGAAGCUAUCAAGAAGGUUAUGGGUGAACAUUACCGUUUUAACGAUGAGAAUAUGUGGGUAUCACUAUGGAAGAGUGCAAGAACUUGCCAAUACGUUGACGAUGCUGACUCCAAGGGUGUUUACAUGUUCAGAAACGUGAACAACGUUGGUGUCGGAACUGGUAAGAAGAAGAACUGA
Kluyveromyces lactis is the source of this 1233-nucleotide messenger RNA. RefSeq lists its product as uncharacterized. Bases 1 to 1233 code for a protein of 410 amino acids. The record is from RefSeq and is a predicted model, not a curated record. The transcript has a single exon. Lineage: Eukaryota; Fungi; Ascomycota; Saccharomycetes; Saccharomycetales; Saccharomycetaceae. Gene Ontology annotation, molecular function: oxidoreductase activity. Gene Ontology annotation, biological process: lipid metabolic process.